Molecule: messenger RNA, 1031 nt
Organism: Dermatophagoides farinae (American house dust mite)
Lineage: Eukaryota; Metazoa; Arthropoda; Arachnida; Sarcoptiformes; Pyroglyphidae
Biological process (GO): rRNA processing
Cellular component (GO): nucleus
Molecular function (GO): nucleic acid binding; 3'-5' exonuclease activity
Source: RefSeq, a predicted model, not a curated record
UAGUCACGUGUUUAGCCAGCGUGUCGAACUUGGCACUGAUUUUUGUAUUUACAUUUUGUGGUUUAAAUUUUGAGAUUCAAACAACAAAACAAAAUGAAAACCAACCAGAAAAAAGAGAUAUCACCAAAUUGGAAAAUAUUACGUUAUCAGGAAAUGUUGCGAAAAAAUCAAAAUAAUAUCAAUGUUGGUGGUGGUAAACGUAAAAUAACGAAAAAGACAAUUGUUAAUGGUGUGAAAACAAACACCACAGUCGAUACAAAAGUUAAUGAUAUCACCAAUGGCAAUAAUAGUGUUAAAAAAAUUUUAAAUAAAUUUGGUCUUCAAGAAAAUGAAAACAAAAUCUGGUUCGAUGGUGUGGAUCCACAUUUGAUUCGAGCUACGCAAUUUCCAUCCAAUUCAAAUCUAUGUCUUGAGAAAUCAUCAAAAGAACUAACGAAUGCAGUGGCCAUCGAUUGUGAAAUGGUCGGCACCGGAUAUGGUGGUAGUAAUUCAGCAUUGGCUCGUGUUUCAAUGGUCAAUUUAUAUGGACAUUGUAUCUAUGAUAAAUAUGUAAAACCAAUUGAAAAAGUGACCGAUUAUCGUACAAUGGUUUCUGGUAUUCGUCCUGAACAUCUUAAGAAUGCUAUCGAUUUUAAGACUGUACAAAAUGAAGUAUCCAAAAUAAUUGAUAAUAGAAUUUUAGUUGGUCAUGCUGUUCAUCAUGAUCUUAGUGUAUUAUAUCUAUCACAUCCAAAACAAAUGAUUCGUGAUACAAGUGUCUAUUUUAAACGUUAUUAUUGUGGCCGUACACCAUCAUUGAAAAGAUUAGCACAAGUACAUUUAAAUGUAACCAUACAGGAUGGUGAACAUGAUUCCAUUAUUGAUGCUCAAGCAACAAUGCGUUUAUAUACAUUAUUUAAAAAAGAAUGGGAAUCACGAUUGACAUCUAAUUCAAAACGAAAAAAGAAAAAAAAGAUGAUCAAGGAAUCUAAAUCUGAAAUAUAAUAGCCAAACAAAUCGAGAGAUAAUAAACAAUUUUAUAUUUAUUUCCA